Messenger RNA from Drosophila navojoa, 3185 nucleotides. RefSeq names its product hormone-sensitive lipase (gene Hsl). NCBI's taxonomy places the organism in Eukaryota, Metazoa, Arthropoda, Insecta, Diptera, Drosophilidae. Gene Ontology annotation, cellular component: cytosol. Gene Ontology annotation, biological process: cholesterol metabolic process; triglyceride catabolic process. The record is from RefSeq and is a predicted model, not a curated record. Gene Ontology annotation, molecular function: sterol ester esterase activity; triacylglycerol lipase activity.
AAUGAUUCAUUAACUUAAUGAACUAAAAAGCGUGUUUAGACGGAAACUACACUUAAUCAACACUAUUGCAUGCCAUAGUGCGACAGCCGAAUUUAAGAAAUAGUUUAAUUACCUGAAUUUAAGUGUUCUAAUUAGCCAUGAAGUGAAUUAGCUAUUAGGUGUAUAAAAACAAUCCGCAAUGAUUGCAGCGGAAGCAUCUGAGUUGAGCAAUCACUCUCCCAAGCCAAAUGCUCACUUUGAGCAUAACAUCAAGUUGGCUCGAUCGAAAGAAGAGCUCAAUGGAAAAGUAAUAGUAGCACAACCUGUCCCUGCCACACCUACUGUACCCGCCGAUUUGAAGCCUACCUAUCUGAAAUUGUACACCAAUUGCCAGGACCACGCCGCCUACUUUGCCAAGGAUCACACGGAGUAUGGACAACGGCUGCAUGCCGCACAUAUUGCCUGGCAAGAUUUCAUAGUGCUUGCGAAUCGUCUGGUGCUGCAAAUCGAAGCAUUUGCCCAUGAAUAUGAUUUUGACGAAUCGACACCAGGAAACGGAUAUCGUAGCUUUAUCUAUGUAACCAAUGCUUGCAUCGACCAUGGGCUCGGUAUUUGCCAGCACUUGCUUGCCACUCGCGCCACGCUCUUCUUUCGCAAGAAGUUCUACAUGAAGGAGGUAGAGGCAUGCUCCCAGUUGCUGUGCUCGAUCUGCACCUGCUUACAGUAUCUGCUGAUACUGCGACAAUGGUCCAUGAAUACGGGCGAUCUGCUGGGCAGCGGCCGGCAUACGGCCGAACAGCUCUUCGAGUUGGGCGACACCAUCAAUCAGUAUUGUUUCUAUGGCCGCUGCUUGGGCUUUCAGUAUGGGGACUCCAUACGUGGUGUCCUUCGCUUUCUAGGCAUCGGCAUGGCCAGCUACUCGGAAACGUAUUACUCCCAGACAGACAAUAGCAGCAGCUCACUGCUAAAAACCACUCGCAGCCUAUGGUCGAGCGGUAAAUACCUUAUGAACCCGGAGCUGCGCGCCAGACGUAUUGUAAACAUUUCGCAGAAUGCGAAGAUCGAUUUCUGCAAGUCAUUCUGGUUUCUUGCCGAAUCGGAGCUCAUGCACAAACUGCCCAGCAUUGUGGGUAGCUCCAUCAAAGUGAAUCGCAUAAUUGAACUGCCCGCUGAGCCCCUUCGUUUGCCAGCACGUGUGCAACAACCGGUCAACGGCGCGGACAAUGACAAUGACAAUGAGGUGCAGUUCGUUGAUAUACCCGUGCCCAGUUCACAUUUAGGACCAGGUCUGCCGGUGUCGGUGCGCCUACUCAGUGCGAAGCGACGCGCUGGCAUGCUGGGCGAAGGGCGCUAUCGUGGCUGGCGUCGCCCAUCGGCGCCCUCGAAGUCGAUACUAUUUCACUGUCACGGCGGCGGCUUUGUAGCGCAAUCUUCAAAAUCGCAUGAGCUAUAUCUACGCGACUGGGCUGUGGCGCUGGACGUGCCAAUACUUUCGGUGGACUACAGCCUGGCACCGGAGGCACCCUUCCCACGUGCCCUGGAGGAAGUAUACUACGCCUACUGCUGGCUGCUGAACAACGCGCAACACCUCGGAACCACCGCAGAGCGUGUGAUUUGCGCCGGUGAUUCAGCGGGCGCUAAUCUCUCCAUCGGCUUGGCACUUAAAUGCAUUGAGCAGAAUGUACGAGUGCCAGAUGGUCUGUUUCUGGCUUACUGUCCUACGCUAGUUAGCUUUGUGCCCAGUCCGGCGAGGCUGUUGUGUCUAAUGGAUCCGUUGCUGCCCUUUGGCUUUAUGAUGCGCUGCCUGCGCGCCUACGCGGCGCCGUCUAAUGAAAAAAUGCAAGAGAAGCAUUUGGAGCAGCUAGAAGAAAAGUGCAAUGCAGAAGCAGAGGCACGCGUUGGGGAAGUGGAGAAGCUAGCACUCAGCAUCAACUCCAGUCGACGCACCUCGACGGCAAAGAGUCCGCUGACACCGCUCGAGCCGCUUAAUCGUUCGGAUGAGGAUGAGAGCAGCGAUACGUUUGCCAGCGCCUCCUAUCACAGUCAAACGGUAGAACGCACAGAUCUGCCUAGCACUGAUAAUAGCGAUAAUAGCUCCUGUGUGUCGUUCGAGGAUGACUCGCAACCCAUCGAACAUUAUCCGGUUGACAUUUCUGCCGAGAUACCGAAUGAUGCCGAAUCUGCCGCCUAUAUUGACAAUUUUCUAGAUAAAUAUCUGAUUGAUACGGCUACCAUAGAGGCCACUGAGGACAACACAACAGCGCCGCCGCCAUUGCCACUGGCCAAUGGUGUCAACAAGAGCAACUCCGAAGAGAACAUUAUAAUUGAGACAGGUCGUGAGAUAAUUGUGGAUACGCUGCCAGGCCGCUUGCAGGAGGCUGUUAAUAAUAUCAUUAAUCGCUGCACCCAAUCCUAUGAGAUACAGAACACGACGACGUCUGGUCAGCAGGAUGUUCGCAAUUUAGAUGCUUUGAUUGCCCGCAGUCCCAGCGAAGAGUUUGCCUUCGAGGUGCCCAAAGAUCCGUUUCUGUCCCCAUACUGGGCCAGCGACGAGUGGCUCUCCCAAUUACCCGAGACCAGAAUACUCACGCUUAACAUGGAUCCUUGCCUCGAUGAUUGCGUUAUGCUUGCCAAAAAGCUGAAGCGUCUGGGUGGCCAAGUCCACUUGCAGAUACUUGAAGGCUUGCCCCAUGGCUUUCUAAAUUUUACGAUGUUGUCCAAUGAGGCAAUGGAUGGAUCCAAGCUGUGCAUCAAAUCACUGCAGGCAUUGCUCCAGGCAAGUAAAGAUAACAACGACGAUAGCACCGCAUACGACGCGACUUCCAGUCCCAGUGCGUGCUCAGCUGCAUCGCCGGCGCCUUAAACAGAAUAUGUACUAAUCCUUACAAGCAUAUAUUAUACAUACAUAUAUAUGUGUAUAUAUAUACAUAUUUAUAUUCAUAUAUUAAUAUUUAUACACGGUUUGUUAUAUGCAACAUGGACAUGUUGUUUGUGUCGCACAAUUCUUGCUUUUUGUCGCAUCUCAAAUGUUUUUUAUACACUUUUAUAUAUGAUAUUAUGAACAACAGAAUUAGAUUAGCUUUAUAUGUUUUGUAAUGGCAGCUCUAGCUAAAAUAAUAGAUAGGCUAAGGCUUCCAGAUUUACACAGCCAAUUGUUCAAGUAUUGAGAGCGUGCAAACACGCUCUAAAAUAUAUUCUAAGAAAGA